Molecule: messenger RNA, 2303 nt
Organism: Chrysemys picta bellii (western painted turtle)
Lineage: Eukaryota; Metazoa; Chordata; Testudines; Emydidae
Source: RefSeq, a predicted model, not a curated record
CGCUGCGGGGAAACCAGCCAGCGCAGCGUCGCCAAGCCCGCCUCGCCGCGAGCUGGGCGCCCACGGGUGGGAUUCAACACACUUAUCCGGCGUGUUUCUGGUGCUUUAGUUAAAGUCCUGCUCGUGGUGAGGAGAACCUCCCCUUGCCUGUUGGCAGCCCGGACUGCUCUAGCCCCAGUAGCUGCAGAGAAAACUUUGAAGAUGCGAACCCCAAAUGCUCACAAACCAGGCGGCAGAUGAAAAGAACCCCACAUGGAGCAUGGAUGUUUAAAAUAUGAUUUUUUUAGCAGGUCUCAUAAUUUUGGGAUGUCAGGUUCGUGCUUGGGGUUGGCAAUACUGGUUAUAAGUAACUGGAAAGGGAUUGGAACGGGCACACUCCAGCAACCUGAACUAUAGUGGUUGGUUACAGUGCACUCCAGCUAAUCUAUUGUUUCAGUGCUGGUUUUAUGUUUGCUGUGUCUGCAUCUGAUCAAAAAUAUAUUUGAAUGUGGUUUGGAAACUGUUAGUUUUGUUGGCAUUCAUUGGGCUUUUAUUAGAUUACCGUUUGCCGUUCGUUCUGAAUUCUAUAUAAAGAUAUUUUUGGCGCAAAAUCUUCUUUUAUUUUUAAAUGAUUUUUGAUGCCAGUUUUUCUUUUUUAUGAUGUAUAAAAUGUUUGGGUGUUUGUCAUUAUUGUAAUUAUCGUUGCUGCAGAUGUUAUUAUUUUCCUGCUUGUUUUUUACCUUAGCAAUAUCAUAUCUUUAAAAUAAGGCCUUGUCUACACUAUACAGUUUUGUCAACAAAACAGUGGAGGUGUACACACAACAAUGGUCCUCCCACUGAUGUAAUUCUUUUGCUACACCAACAAAAUAAAACCCCUUUGGCAAGCGGCAUAGAGCUUUUUGCAACAAAGUUAGAGCGACACAGUGCCAGUGUAGACACUGUGUUUGCUUAUGUCGCCUCCAGGAGGUGUCCCACAAUGCCCAUCAUGACCACUCUGUUAAGCAGUUUCUACUCUGCUGCCCUGCAUCCAGAUACACAGAUAGGCGCUCCUACCCCCCUUAAAGCCUUUGCCAUGCCAAUCUUCUCCCCUUAUUGGUCCUUUUGGUCAGGUGCCAACCUGGUUAUCUGAGCUUCUUAACCCUUUACAGGUAAAGGAGGGAUUUUAUGCUACCCUUAGCUGUGUGUUUAUGACACAGUGCCUAUCCAACUGUAGGAACUUUGACACCUACAAGCCGAUUGCUCAUGGCAUGGAUGAGAAGGAACAUGAAAGGGAUGAAGCAGUGCCGUGCUAAGAUCACAGAGCUGAGGCAAGUGUACCAGAAGGCAAGGGAAGCCAACCAUUACUCUGGUGCAAUGUCAAAAACAUGCCGCUUCUACAAGGAGCUGCAUGCCAUUUUCAGCUAUGACCCCACCUCCACUACCAAAAUCCCCAUGGAUACUUCAGGGGGACUGAAGGCAACAGCCAGCAGAGUCAAUCUCAAGGACGAAGUGGUGGACAAUGAGGUCGAGUUGGAGGAGGAUGUGGGACAGGUAACAGGCUCAUCUGGUGGCAUGGCAAGCCAGGAUCUCUUUUUGACUCUGGAGAGGUCUAACCAGUCCCAGCAGUCCAUCUCUGGCAUGCCAGAAGCAGGAGAGGGGAGCUCCAUCAAGUACUCAUUUUGCUUUGAUACUGCAUGCUUACAUGAGGAAACUUUGCCAUGCCAAUCGGCAAUUACUUCUGGAGGAACCAAAGCAGCACACAAGCGAGCAGCAUACGGACCUGAUCUGAAGCCACACGCAUGCAGGAGAUGUGUCCUUGGAUCUUCGGUUACCCUCAGUAGUGUGACUUCAGAUGUGCCCUUGAGGGCCAGCUCCUACAUGCUGGUGGAGUGCCUCCGUCAGAUAAGGAGGCGAUUGAGGAGGAGUAAGGAGGACAUGUUUCGUGAAUUGCUGCAAUCUUCAGAUCAGGCCAAGAGCGAGCACAGAGCAUGGAGAGAGACCAUAAAUGAGAAACUAGAAAUGGAUAGCCAGAAGAGGAGACAGACUCAGGAGCAGGUUAAUAAAGCUCAUGCAGGACCAAACAGAGAUGCUGUGGUCCCUGAUUGUGCUGCAGGCAGAACACAUGUGUGCUCAACUCCUCCUACAGCCCAUACAGAACUGCCUUCCUUGCCCCUCUCCCCCAUUCCUCUCAUGUUCCCAGCCCUUCACAGUACUCCUUGCACUCCAUCCCUAGGGACAUUUUCCAUAAUGACAGCUGGACUGACAUGCAGCUGUGAGAUCCUUGUGUCCCUUAUAAGAAAUGUUCAUCUGUGUAUUGCUGUUUAAUAAAAAUUUUGUCUUACAAA